AGUGUGCGCUGUCAUGUCAGCUGAGUGAUUAUUGAGUUGAGCAAUGGUGGUGUUUUUACAUUUUCGAGAGCUAAAAUUAUAAACAGCCCAUCGAACUGGUGUAAUUUCCCUGUAGUGUUUGUUCAUUAUUUAAGUGAUGAAUAGAAAUACGUGUUUAUGCAUUUUAUUUUAACCCUUGACAAUGCUAUAAGGAGUAAAUGCGAGGAUUCCGGACUGCGGUCCAUGGAUACACAAGAUUAAUGCAAAUGGUAGUUACACUACGGUGUAUUAUAUUUUAGUUGUGGAGAUUAAAAACAUACUGCCACCAUGCUGUAUGUUUUCCAUGUCGAUGCUGGUCAGAUGACCACGUACGACAUGGGCCUAACGUUGCAAAAUGUGUCUUCACUUAAGCUGGCCAUUGAGCGAAAGACCAAAGUCCCUGCAAACUCAUUGGUGCUUCUAGUGAGUGGAGGAGAGGUUCUUCAAUCAGACCAUAUGGUGUCCUCAUACAGCGCUGGCACAGACACAAAUCCCAUAUACAUGUUCAGCAAACCAUCAGUGAAGGAGAGCCAGCUGAACCAGUCCAUGUGCGAUUUAAGCCCAAUAGUGGAGUUAAGUACUGGAGAGUUCUCGAUCGAGAGCCGCAGUGCGUUCGAUGGUAAAUCCGUGGCAGAGUUGAAGGCUGCUGUAGAGAAGUGUUGUUCGCUACAGCCAAGUGUAUACACUGUGAUAUCAUGCGCGUCUUUAGCGCAGCAGUUCAGUGACCUCGCACUCGAAGUGUCCAGUAGCUGCGAUCAGCUGGUUCAUGAACAGCAUCUUCAACACCAGGGCUGGGCGGCCGUGGUUGCGAACUUAGAGGAUAUAUUCAACGAAUUCUGCGAAAGGUCGAGAAAUUUUAAAGAAUCAUUUAGAAAACAUCGACUAAAAAAGGAGGAAUAUCAUGAAAAGUUGACUGGGCUCAACGAAGUUUUAGAAUCUCUAGGCAAGAUCCCAAUACUGCCAGCUCUCCAAUUAAACGCCGAAGCUCACAGGUUCUCGGCUUUUGAUGUCUUCGAGGACACGGACUUCGAGGGUCCUCAUUAUAGGAUCACGCAUCCACUGGACAACAGCUCAGAAAAUAAACCUAGCGACUUUGGCGUCGAAGCGUUCAAGUUGUCCGACGAAGAUGUAUUCGAUCAGAGACAGUCGGGUUCAGGGAAUGAAGCAGCGACAUCUUCAGAGCCAGUUCCUCUCGUUGAGGAGUCUGAUGAAGCAGUCACAUUCAAGGCGCAGUCCUAUGAGAACAAGGAGGAGCCUUCUUUGCUGCACUGGAUCCUGGCGCAGGGGAACAAAGCUUCCUUACAAGAUAUCUUAGAUUACUGUCAGAAAGGACUAGCAUUGCUAGAUGCAGAUCCGCUAAAGGAGCGUGAAGCGGAGCUGUACCACAUUCUGGAAUAUGCCAAUAUGCAUGGUCUUAAGCACAUUAAGGGCAUCGAAGAAAGACUGUAUGGCUUGGACCAGCUAUUGAAUGAUGUGAAGAAAUUGGAGCGAGAUCAGCGUGACCAGGCUGCGUCACUUAUACAGUGUCGCGAGCGUUUAAACACAGCAUGCGAUCCGUCCGUCCUGCCAACACUAGUGCAGUCACAUUGGUGUCAACUAAAGAAGUUACUGAAAGGGCAUCAGACGCUCAUUGACAUUAGGCGGCGCAUCGCCAAGUCUAAGGACGAACUCUCACACAUUUUGAAGGCGAGAUUAGAGGCGGUUCUAAUGAUCGAGAACUCGAUGUCAGUGCAGGACGCGCACGCGAUGCUUUCGUUCCAGUGCUUCAACCGGCUGGCGCGGUACUUCGGUAUAGUGGCGCAGUUACACCGCGCCCCCAAUGUCUUCGUGCGUGCUGUCAGAGAAGUUGCUCGGCGUCGCACCUUCUCGCAAGCCCAUCUAAAGUGGGCAUCAGAUUUAGCGGAAAAAUUGCUCAAAAUCCACGAAGAAGAGAUAAGUAGGCGACAAGAGUUCAACGCAGUAUUUGAGGGUCAUUUCUUGCGUAGUCUCUUCCCCGGUAUGUGCGAGCUUCCACCAACAUUUGCCACACAAGCUCCGCCAAUAUUUGAUGCCAACCUGCCCAAACUUACCGAAGCAGAUGUGGAUUAUAUCACCCACGAGUUUCCAGACCUUUGCGACGAUAUCCCUAGCUACGAUAUGGAUUCUACAGUUCAAUUUUUCCAGCAGAGAAUACGUGCCUCAGAGUACGAAAGGAAAGAUAUCGACACUCAAGUAGAUAUGGAAAAAGACUUUGAUUCAGUAACGGAAGCCGGCGACUUCGAAAAACUUGGAGGCCAGAGUUCAACACAAAAACAGAAAAUUGACAUGUCUACUAUUUGUGUUCCCGAGACCAUGGCCGUGUCGACGGUAACGGAGGAUAAUAUGGAUACACAUAGGAUAAAUAUGGAAAAACUGCAAGAUUUUUUGGUUAAAGUCUAUUCUGUAUGCAAGGUGAAUAUUGUGUUCAUUGUGGAAGAGUUGACAAAGUUGAAGGAGGAAGUUAAUGAGCAGAAAAAGUUUAUGGCUAGUAAGUAUGUGGAAAUAUUGGAGGCGUGGGAGAAGAGUAACGUUGAGACUGCGAUUAGGUUCCGUGAGGAGACACAAAGACUCACAGUAGACCAUGAGCUAGAACUCAGUGAUAUGAAGGCAGCUCUAAACGCUAAAGACGAAGCUAUUUCUAAUCUCAAAACUGACACAGAGAACAUAAAAAAUCUACACCAGAAAGAACUAGAAAGACUGGAAAAGGAGCAUCAAGAGACUAAGGAUCUGCUAGAGAAGACCCGGCAAGAGAUACAGGUAUUUGAAAAGAAAUUAGAAGAAAUAGAAGCUCAGAAACAGAAGGAGAUCAAAGAGUUGCAGGAGAAGAUGCACAUGGAUUAUAAGGCUGAAAUUGAGUCUCUGCGGUCUAGGUUCCGUUUAGUAGCACUUACAAACAUGGACCGUUCACCAUCGGAAUCAAGUUUGGAGAAGAUAGAGCGUACAGAUGUCAUUGAAAUUUCCAGUCACAAUGCUAUUGUAAUGCAGACUAAGGAGAAUGCUGAAGUGGAGAAAGAAGAAGCGGUUCGAGAAGCUGUGGCUAAAGUUGAGGCAGAGUGGCGAAGCAAAAUGGAAGCUGAAGUUGCCUCCAUAACCGCUAAGUACGACUCUGAGAAACAGCUUUCGACAUCUAUGUCUACUACGGACGUGACCCGUCGGCUACUCACGGAGAAAGAGAGACAGAUAGAUGCGUUGCGAGAAAGAGAGGCCGCAUUAGUGCGGGAGUGUGGCAAGUACCGAGAUACCAUCCAACAGCUAACUGAUCCGGAGACGAAUGAUUUUGACGCUCUUCUUAAAACUCAGAUGGCUUCACUCGAGAAUGAGAAUGAAGUACUUAAACAACAGGUGAAGGAUUUGAAAAAAGAGUUGGAAAAGAAGGCGGAAGAAGAAAAAAGUAAAGACGAAGAUAGUGAGGGCCGGUCAUCGUCUCCGAAGCGCGAGGAGUUGUCCCGUCGUCGGGCCCGCAGCCACACGCCAUGCGGGCUGGCGGCGGGCACGCUGUCGCUGUCGGCCUGUCUGCCCGGACACUCCGUGCUACUGCUGUGGGACCCCGCGCAUAUGAACUACACCGUGCUGCAGGAGGCGUCAAUAAUGUACUUCGUGCACAGUGAUUGCCUGCCGGCACUAGAUCUCAGUAUCAACGUUAAGAACGAAAGUGAGCGGCGACUGUACGCGGUCGCCACUGUCGAGUCCAAGGAGUAUUGCUACGCCAAGAAGAGUGGUAACCGCUACGGCAUGCCGCGCGGGUCCCGGUUCUACCGAGUCCGCGUGCGCCCCCCGCGGGCGGGGGCGGCGCCCCCAGCCUGCUGCGACCCGCGCCACCGCCCCGAUGCAUUGAAGGGCGGCGUGCUGCCAGUGCUCGGCGACGCCCGCCCGCUCAAGAAGUGGUUGACCUACAUGCAUGCCCCAGAUACUCAGAAGUCGGUGGAUACGAGUCAGUCCACCAGCUCGGCGACGGAGGAGAGUGGUCGAGCACCUGAAGUAGCGACAGGCACGCUCAUCAACCUGGAGUCUCCAGUGUCCUGCAGCGACCCUGUCUCCGCAGCCUCUGCCCACACGCACUCUGAAGACCAGCUCGACUCCAUCGAGGCCAGUGAGCAGUGGCAGAAUACUAGGAUGCAUCUCUCCACCAUCAGCGCUGCUACGGAUAUGGAGUGCAGCGUGGGUCGGUGCGUGGGGGAACCGCUGGAGCUGACGGUGAGCGCCGUGGCCGUCCUGGCGCGCGGCGCGGCCCCGGGGGCGGCGCCCUCCGACCUGGCCGAGGAGGCCGAGCCCUGACACCCAGCGCGGCCCCCGCAUGCCACCAACACAUAGUACCACCACCACUUUCUAAACCAAUGGAGUUGACGUUACUUCAUUCCAUACUGAAAGCUGUUCUCAAAAAUUGAAUAGCAAGAAAUGGUCAAGCACAAUGACGCGAUAACGAAGUGCGUACAAGGGUCGUGCAUGGAUUCAAGCAGAUGUGGUUGCAAGUGUAGUGGUCUACGCUCCAUUGUUUAGAAUUCCGCGCGCCGCUGGGCCGUGACCCAGUGGUAACUACAAGCGCUGGAGGUAGCUCGCUAGUCGCUAGCUCGCGCGCCUGCGAGCUCUCAAAGUUUCCCUUUCUCUCCUAUAUUCUACGUGUAUUUAGAAUAUAAUGUAGAAAUUACCGUCUCCGAUUCCCUCUAUUGAAGUUUGUAUCUCAAUUAGGCAGUGAUUUCUUCUCAAUAGUACAAAUUUGUUUAGUCGUGUUGAAGCUUUACGUGAUCUUAUGUUGCGAUUGUAUUCGUAUUUUAUAUUAUUCUUAUCUCUACGAUGUGUUGUGUUAUAUUUAGUUCCUUAUACUGUUUGUUUCUUAUAGAAUCAUUUAUUUUCAUAUUGAAUACCAAACUAUGUUAGCUAUUUUAAUGUAGGAUAGUGUUAUUGGUGAUUAUCAAGUUAUAUUCUAGCACAAAAAUUAAUAUAUGUGUAUCGCUGUAUUUCGUUUCAGACUCGACGCUUUGUUCACAAAUCGACAAAGAGCAUUAUUUAUGUCUAAUAGCUAGAUACGUGUCUAUUGUGUAGAGUCACAUUCUCCUUAAGAUUCUCCUACCUUUAUAAGUACUAUCUUGAUAACUAAGUCAUAGUGAUUAUCUAGUAGGACAGUCGUUCCACUUAGGAAUUCUUCUUACAAUUUGUCGGUAGGCUUCAGCAAUGUUAAUGCUUUAAACACUCGAUCUCGCCCUUGUUUGAGCUCUGAACCCUCACCGCCCGUACUGUAGCUUAGAUCCUUAUGAUAUUAUAGUUUCGCUAGAGUGAGCAUCACUCGAGCUGGCUCGACCCGUUCGCCUACUCUCCGGUAGGAGGAAGAGAGAAGAUUUAUACGAUAGUGAGGCACAGACACUUGCGUCCGAAUAUUGUUUUAGCCUUUCUAACACUGAACUAGUUUCGUUUGAAGCGCAAAUGACGGUGUUAUUGUAUAUUUAAGAAGACAUGCUUCACGUUAAAUUUGUUUGUGGCCUUAUAAUAAGAGGCGGCCGCCUCGGGGCGGCGCCCCAUGCUGUGAUAGUGCGCUGUGUCCCGGCCAAGGCGCGGGACCGGACGGUUCUACGUGUACAACUGACUAAAUUGUGUGUAAUUAAUCAGUUAGGGCCUAUUCUUAAGUGUAAAAUUAAUGCUAAAAUAAUUAGCUAUACGUAUAUUUGUACACGUAAAACUUUUCGAUAAUAUUCGGCUCCUGUUAGCAAUAUUCUGAAAUUCUAAAGUAUAUUUAUGACCAUGUUACAGAUUGCAGAUUUCUUUUCAAAUAGUCGUUAAUGUAAACGAUCAUAUCAUUGAAAUGAUUUUCCAAUAUAUAGAUUCACAAUAUUUACUAUAGCAAUUAUGUUGAGACUGUAGGAGACAGUGAUAUGGUAGUCGCGAGUCUUGCAAUACGCGGGGAGCGGCGUGUGGGUACGUCGAUACUCGUCGAUAGUCGGUAGUCCGAUGUAGUGCAAUACUGGCCCCGAUAUUGCAACACGUUGCAAUAUUAUCGCAAUCGUUUGUAAAUACUUGUUUGAGAUAUCGUUAUAGGUACCUAUAAUUGUGUCGAAUUUAAUUAAGUUAUGAUAUUUCGGUAUCAGCCAAAAUUAACGAUGGAAACUGACGGUUUAUGGUUACUGGAGUAACAUGGGAAUGCUUGUGUCUUGUUGGAUCAGUGUGUCGCAUAGUUUUAUUUGUGCUGGACACGAAUGAACUCAUUUGCAACGUUAGGCUUGGGUUGCGGACUGUGUGUCGUCAAAAUUAUGGUGUCGUGUGACGUGUCAUUUUGAAGGUUUUCGGAAUGUUCUGCAAAUGCAUAAUAAAAUCGUGCGAUCGCUUAAUAUGGACUAUUUUGUAGUGACCAAUUUUAUUGUUAGUAACUAAAAAUGUAAAAUUGACAAUUUUAAUGUAAUUUUUAUAUACAAUAAAUAGACCAUUUUAUACAAAA
This is a messenger RNA of Spodoptera exigua (beet armyworm), 6460 nucleotides long. The record is from the annotation of a GenBank genome assembly. NCBI's taxonomy places the organism in Eukaryota, Metazoa, Arthropoda, Insecta, Lepidoptera, Noctuidae.